AUAAAAACGUAACGUGUGUUUUUGAAAAAAAUUUGUCAAAACAGGAAUUGUGUCUAGUGUCAUUUCGGCAAGUCUGCCAUUUACAUAUACGUGCAAGAUCAGGUUAUUCCGAUUCGUGAACUCGCUAAAUCGCAGAAUUAAACGAAAAGAUUGAAUUUUUACGUUUUGUUAUCUGGAGAUGAAUACACAUUACGAUCAGAAGGAUUCUGCUUAAUAAAAUUACUACUGAACCAUCUAGUUUGGUGUACUAAACCAUUUAGCCGGACAGAAUUUAACAAACCAUUUACCUGUUAUAAAAGAAAAUACCUGUUAUAAAGGGAAGGACGAAGCACAAUGAUUGUGAUUGCAAUUUUGAUGAUGUUAACUAUUCUUCUUAUUACCAUCGUGUUAACUCAACAAAGACCAAAGGACUGUCCACCAGGUCCUUUUCCUUGGCCGUUUAUUGGAAAUCAAUAUUAUUUACGACGAUUAGAGAAAAAAUACGGUGGACCACAUAUGGCCUUUCUGCAUCUCAGCAAAAUGUAUAAUAGUAACGUCAUAGCUUUACGAUUGGGUGGCAAAUAUACAAUUGCUGUUUCAAACAGCAAGCUCAUACAACAAAUCUGCGUUAACGAAAAAUACGAUGGACGUCCUUGGUAUGAGUUUAUGAAGCUACGAAAUUUAGGAAUGAAAAAGGGGCUUACGACAAACGAUGGCCCAGAGUGGAAAGAAUUGCAUAAUUGGUCCGCACGCGCACUAAGACAGGUUGGUUUUGCUAAGCCAGCGAUGGUCGACCUGCUCAAUAACGAGAUGACGCUCAUCACGAAAGGACUAGGGAACGGUAGCGUACAACCUAUACGGCCCGCGUUUGCGCCCGCCGUAAUGAAUGUUCUUUGGUUUUUGGUCACAGGAUCGAAUCCAUCCGAGAAUCCUGAGAGGUUACAGAAUUUUAUAAAUAUGAUGGAUCAUCGAUCGCAACAGUUUGAUAUGACCGGCGGAAUUCUGUCCGCUAUACCUUGGUUACAUUAUAUCGCACCGGAAAUGUCAGGCUACAAUACCAUUGUCACGCUAAACAACAAACUGAAAACCUUUCUAAUGGACACUAUCAACGAGCAUAAAAAACGAUAUAAUAAGGGAAAUGAGUCAGAUUUUAUCGAUUUGUUUCUCCAGAAGAUGUACGAAAGCGAGGGACAGGGAGAGAGAGCCCAUGUGUUUGAUGAUGCUAAUCUGAUUGUGACAUUGAUCGACAUUUUCAUCGCCGGCAUUAGCACUACAACAUUAGAUAUUCUCUUCAUGCAAAUAACAAAUCAUCUAGACGUACAACGCAAGUUGCAUGAGGAGAUCGACGCCGUGAUCGAAAACAGGACUCCCAGUCUGGAGGACAGAAAAAAAAUGCCUUACACGGAAGCUGUAUUAAACGAAAGUCAACGUUUAACAAGUGUGAUGGUUAUAUUCCCACCACAUCGCGCUGUCGAAGAUACAAUCCUUAAUGAUUACAAAAUAGCAAAGGAUACUGUUGUUCUUUUAAAUGUGCAUUGCAACAACAUGAAUCCGGAUGUAUACCUUGAUCCUAAUUCAUUUAGGCCGGAGAGAUAUAUAAACAAGGAUGGAAUUUUUCAAACACAAGAAAAUAUUAUACAAUUCGGAAAAGGGAAAAGAAGAUGUCUCGGAGAAGUUCUGGCAAAAUCGGCUAUAUUCCUACUGUUUGUUGGGGUGAUGCAGAAAUAUCGUUUACUUCCGGUGCCAAGUAAAGGGUCCGUUGAAGCAAAAUUCACCAUCGGAUUAUUGAGGGAAUUGAUGCCUUAUGAAAUAUUAAUCGUUCCCAGAUAAAAAAUGUGUUGUACGAUAUUCACAUAUUGUUAGAUGAAUAAGUUUCUUGUUUAGGAAACAUAUUUCGAAUUAAUUUUAUCAGAUCGACAAGUGUUAAUUUCUAAGUUUGACUAUAAUUCUAUUUAAUAAUGCUUUGUUAUACUUUCUGCUUAAGAUAUGUGUAAGGGAGACCGGGGCUCUUUGUUAGACUUUUGCGUCUUCUAAGUUCUAUAUUCAUUAAAAAAAGAGA
This is a messenger RNA of Solenopsis invicta (red fire ant), 2038 nucleotides long. RefSeq names its product probable cytochrome P450 305a1. Gene Ontology annotation, molecular function: oxidoreductase activity, acting on paired donors, with incorporation or reduction of molecular oxygen, reduced flavin or flavoprotein as one donor, and incorporation of one atom of oxygen; heme binding; iron ion binding. NCBI's taxonomy places the organism in Eukaryota, Metazoa, Arthropoda, Insecta, Hymenoptera, Formicidae. Bases 334 to 1809 code for a protein of 491 amino acids. Gene Ontology annotation, biological process: xenobiotic metabolic process. Gene Ontology annotation, cellular component: intracellular membrane-bounded organelle; cytoplasm. The transcript has 9 exons. The record is from RefSeq and is a predicted model, not a curated record.